This is a messenger RNA of Rotaria sp. Silwood1, 1302 nucleotides long. The record is from the annotation of a GenBank genome assembly. NCBI's taxonomy places the organism in Eukaryota, Metazoa, Rotifera, Eurotatoria, Philodinida, Philodinidae.
AUGUCAUCAUUAAAAAAUUAUUUUGUCAAUUUAAAUAUAUUUCAAUCAUCUGAUGACUCAACAACAGAUGAAGAAAAAGAACAUGAACGUCGAUCAAAUAUUAUUUCAACUCGAAUCUUUUUUAUUGUUUUUAUCAUCGUUCUAUUUGAACUCGCUAUUAUUAUGAAAACAAGAAAUCGAAAUACACUUAUAACAGUUGAAAAUCCAAGUGAAGAUCAAUUCAAAAAUUUACCAUCGGAUACUCAUUGUCCAUGUUCUCAUAUAUCAUUAUCUAAUGGAGAGUUUAUUUCAAUUCAAACUCGAUUUCAUCAGAUAUGUUCAAGUGAUUUUAUAUCUGAUCAAUGGAUUAAAACAAUUAAUUUUGGUUUAAAUACAACGUAUUUUUCCGCUUAUGACUUUCGAACAGAAGGAAGUGCAAUAUUUCAAUCACUUGAAAGUUUUUGUCGACUUUCAAAAGGUUAUGCUAUUCAAAGUAUUGAUUCAUUUAAUAAAGAUUUAUUUAUAAGUCAAGAAGUUUUAAAAGAAUCUGUAUUUCAAUCACAAAUAAAUGCUAUUAUUCAACAGUUUGAAUUAUCAUCACCUAUUGAAUUCUCAACACAAGUAGCAUUAAUAAGAAAAAUGAUAGCCGGAAAUCGUUUUCUAUCUGCUCUUCAGACUAAUUAUAUGCAAUGGUAUAUGCCUUGGCAGAACAAUGUAAUUCUAAUUGUGGUACAUAAUCGAGUUUUCCUGGAUGUACAGGAUUCCUCAUCAUGUUCUUGUCGGAUCCAUAUUGAUUGUAACAUAGAAUUAAUGAUGUUUAAUCAAUUCAGACAAUCCGAUGUUGAGUACCUUCCGCCUGAUGAUAAAAUAUUAAUGAAAAUUCCUGGAAUAUCGCAUAGCUGUUUACCAGUAAAUACAAUUCUUCUCUCAACAUUAGAAUGUUUUUCCAAUCAAACAUGUUUAAAUAAUCUUGUUUCAUUAUUACCGACGACUGCAAAUUUUACAGUAAUUUCAGAAUUGGAACAAAGUCGUUACAAGUUAAAUUCAACAAUACAAACAAUUAUCGAUAAUUUAAUGAUUGAAGAAUCGAUGACCGAUAUUUAUUAUAAGAAAUAUUAUGAACAAUGUGCUCCUAUUUCAUGUACUUAUUUUAAGAAUGAUAAGUAUGAUUGGAAAUUUGUACUGACACAAUUAAUUGGUUUAUUAGCAAGUAUAAUAACGGUAUGUAGUUUUAUUAUACAAAAAAUAGUUCAAUUUGUUCGACGACGACCAUGUCAAAAUACAGAAUCAAUAUCUUGUAAGUUUAGUUGUUUGAUUUAUUAA